Messenger RNA from Linum tenue, 7324 nucleotides. The record is from the annotation of a GenBank genome assembly. NCBI's taxonomy places the organism in Eukaryota, Viridiplantae, Streptophyta, Magnoliopsida, Malpighiales, Linaceae.
GGACGGGCUCCUCUUUCUAGGGACCAAUCUGCGCUGGUCAAAUCUCUUUCCGUCUGUAUUCCUCGUCCGCCAACGUGGCUGAAUAGAACAUCCUUUGCUGUGCUGUGAUUGAUUUCGCCGAUUGCUGGUUUCUCUCUCCCCUAUGCUUCUGAUUCUGCCUUCUAGGUAUCAAAAGAACCAACGGUAAUGGCGGUUUAGGUGCUUCUGUAGUUAGGGUUUUGGUAAAUUUCCCGAGAAGAAAUGAAAGGAGGCAGUGCUGCGAAGCUGAUCGUUGAUGCGCUUCUGCAGCGGUUUCUCCCACUUGCUCGGCGCCGUAUCGAAACGGCUCAAGCUCAGGAUGGGCAAUACCUUCGACCAUCAGACCCUGCUUAUGAGCAGGUAUUGGAUUCCCUAGCUAUGAUUGCCCGGCAUACUCCAGUUCCUCUCCUAGAGGCUCUUCUUAGAUGGAGGGAGAGCGAAUCUCCUAAAGGUGCAAAUGAUGCAUCUACAUUCCAAAAAAAGCUAGCUGUGGAGUGUAUUUUCUGCUCAGCGUGUAUACGAUUUGUGGAGUGCUGCCCACAGGAGGGACUUACAGAGAAGCUGUGGUCAGGGCUUGAGAAUUUUGUGUUCGAUUGGUUAAUUAAUGCUGACAGAGUUGUUAGUCAGGUUGAAUAUCCCUCAUUGGUUGAUUUGCGUGGCCUUCUCUUGGAUCUGGUUGCUCAACUCCUUGGUGCCUUAUCUCGGAUCAGGUUUAGCUCAGUAACUGAGCGCUUUUUCAUGGAGCUAAAUACACGUCGGAUUGACACUAGUAUGGCCCGAAGCGAAACACUCAGUAUUGUCAACGGAAUGCGAUACUUGAAGCUUGGGGUUAAGACUGAGGGGGGCCUAAAUGCAUCAGCUUCUUUUGUGGCCAAAGCAAAUCCUUUGAACCGUGCUCCACACAAGCGCAAAAGUGAGCUCUACCAUGCACUCUGUAAUAUGCUCUCGAACAUCCUAGCUCCACUGGCAGAUGGUGGAAGAAACCAAUGGCCACCAUCAGGGGUACACAAUGCACUUGCUCUAUGGUAUGAGGCUGUUGGUCGAAUAAGGAUGCAACUUAUACAUUGGAUGGACAAGCAAAGCAAGCAUAUAGCUGUUGGCUACCCGCUUGUUACCCUUCUUCUCUGUCUCGGUGAUCCUCAAAUAUUUCACAGCAACCUAAGCCCACACAUGGAGCAACUUUACAAGCUUUUAAAGGACAAGAAUCAUCGUUUCAUGGCUCUGGACUGCCUUCAUCGAGUUCUGAGGUUUUACUUGAGUGUUCAUGCAGCUAGUCAGCCCCCGAACCGUAUAUGGGACUACCUUGACAGCGUAACUUCACAGCUGUUAGCUGCUGUAAGGAAAGGAACUCUUACGCAAGAUGUACAACAUGAUAAACUUGUUGAGUUCUGUGUAACGAUUGCGGAGCAUAACCUUGAUUUUGCCAUGAACCAUAUGAUAUUAGAGUUGCUAAAACAGGAUAGUAGUCCAAGCGAGGCAAAAGUUAUUGGUCUUCGUGCUUUGCUUGAUAUUGUCAUGUCACCUUCAAGUCCAUAUGUUGGCUUGGAAAUUUUUAAAGGACAGGAUAUUGGCCACUACAUACCCAAAGUGAGGGCAGCGAUUGAGUCAAUUUUGAGAUCUUGUCAUAGAGUUUACAGUCAGGCACUUUUGACUUCUUCAAAAACCACCAUAGGUAAGAUAUUUUUCCAAGUUUAUGAAGGAUUAAGGGCAAGAAUCACGCUCUUAUGAAUUCUCUCCCUGCCUAGACGUGGAUAGGAAGAGUAUAAGUAGCAUGUUAAUUAUAAGUCAGGUCAAGUGCUUCGACUAGUCUAUUUCUUGCGGUCAUAUGCGUUAGAAAUUCCACUGUCAUAUGUUAUUCUAUCCAUGCUUACUUGAAUCUUGUGCUUAAUCAGAUGCUGUAACGAAGGAGAAGUCCCAAGGGUACCUCUUUCGUUCUGUAUUGAAGUGUAUACCCUAUUUGAUAGAAGAAGUUGGUCGAAGUGAUAAGAUCUCUGAAAUCAUUCCCCAACAUGGAAUAAGUAUUGAUCCUGGUGUCCGAGAAGAGGCUGUACUGGUAUUGAACCGGAUUGUUAAGUACCUUCCUCAUCGCCGAUUUGCUGUAAUGAGAGGAAUGGCGAAUUUUAUCCUUCGGCUUCCAGAUGAAUUCCCUCUUCUCAUUCAGACGUCAUUGGGACGUUUGUUGGAUCUCAUGCGUUUUUGGAGAGCUUGUUUGAUUGAGGAUAGAUUAGAUAUAUCAGCUGCUGAUGAUACGAAGCGAGUGCCGCAGAGAAAUGCAGGAUUUAAAAAAUCUUCUUUCCAUCCGACUGAAGUGAUUGACUUUCAUGCAUCAGACAUAGAUGCUGUUGGAUUGAUCUUUCUUAGUUCUGUAGAUAGCCAGAUUAGACAUACAGCACUGGAGCUACUGCGUUGUGUUCGGGCCUUGUGGAAUGAUAUAGCAGACCUAACAGUGUACACGCAGCUGGAUCACAACUUGAGAACCGAACCAAUAUUUGUUAUUGAUGUCCUAGAAGAACAUGGGGACGACAUAGUUCAGAGCUGUUAUUGGGAUUCUGGGCGUCCAUUUGAUCUGAGACGAGAGUCUGAUGCAAUUCCUCCUGACGUGACUCUACACUCUAUUAUUUUUGAGAGCCCGGACAAAAAUAGGUGGGCCAGGUGUCUAAGUGAACUAGUUAAAUAUGCUGCUGAGCUUUGCCCAAGCUCUGUUCAAGAAGCAAAGGCGGAGGUAGUUCAACGCCUUGCCCAUAUUACUCCGACUGAUUUAGGUGGCAAGGCUCAGUCGCUAGAUGGAGACAACAAGCUUGACCAGUGGCUCAUGUAUGCAAUGUUUGCAUGCUCUUGUCCCCCAGAUAGUAAAGAAUCUGGUGGCUUUCAAGCGGUGAAAGAUCUAUACCAUCUUAUUUGCCCGUCAUUAAGAUCUGGUUCUGAAGCGAAUAUACAUGCAGCUACAAUGGCUCUUGGGCGCUCACAUUUGGAAGCAUGUGAAAUCAUGUUCAGUGAGCUCUCAUCUUUUGUUGACGAGGUUUCUCUGGAGACCGAGGCAAAACCAAAGUGGAAGAGUCAAAAAUCACGCAGGGAAGAACUCCGUCUACACAUUGCAAAUAUUUACCGCACUGUUGCUGAAAACAUCUGGCCUGGAAUGCUUAGUCGCAAACCUGUUUUCCGUCUUCAUUACCUGAGGUUCAUCGAUGACACAACCAGACAGAUCCUAACAGCCCCCACUGAGAACUUUCAGGAAAUGCAGCCUCUUCGGUAUACUCUUGCAUCUGUUAUAAGAUUCCUUGCCCCUGAAUUUGUUGACUCAAAAUCAGAGAAAUUCGACCUCAGAACCAGAAAGCGGCUGUUUGAUCUUCUCCUGUCCUGGAGUGACGACACUGGUAGUUCGUGGGUGCAAGAUGGCGCUGGUGAUUACCGACGUGAAGUUGAACGGUACAAGUCUUCCCAACAUUACAGGUCAAAAGACUCGGUUGACAAAAUUUCAUUCGAUAAAGAUUUGAGUGAGCAGAUCGAGGCAAUCCAGUGGGCCUCCAUGAAUGCUAUGGCUUCACUCUUAUAUGGACCUUGUUUUGAUGACAAUGCACGGAAAAUGAGUGGUCGGGUUAUAUCUUGGAUCAACAGUUUGUUUAAUGAUCCUGCACCACGUGCUCCAUUUGGUUACUCUCCAACUCCGUCUCACUCCAAAUACACAGGGGAAAGUACACGUGGAGUUGCUGGUCGUGAUAGACACAGAGGCAGCCAUCAUCGCGUUGUGCUGGCAAAAUUAGCUUUGAAGAAUCUUCUUCUUACGAAUUUGGAUCUCUUCCCGGCUUGCAUUGACCAGUGCUAUUACUCUGAUGCUGCUAUUGCCGAUGGCUACUUCAGUGUUCUAGCUGAGGUCUAUAUGCGCCAAGAGAUACCAAAAUGCGAAAUACAGAGGCUUCUGAGCCUGAUCCUCUACAAAGUGGUGGACCCAAAUAGGCAGAUUCGUGACGACGCCCUUCAGAUGCUGGAGACACUUUCUAUUCGCGAGUGGGCUGAGGAUGGGAUGGAAGGUUGUGGGGGGUAUCGAGCCGCUGUUGUGGGCAAUCUCCCUGACUCUUACCAACAAUUCCAGUAUAAGCUUUCAUGCAAACUAGCCAAAGACCAUCCAGAACUAAGCCAGCUUCUUUGUGAGGAGAUAAUGCAGAGGCAACUUGAUGCUGUCGACAUUAUUGCACAGCAUCAGGUGUUAACCUGCAUGGCCCCAUGGAUCGAAAACCUCAAUUUCUGGAAACUCAAGGACUCAGGGUGGAGCGAGAGAUUACUAAAGAGCCUUUAUUACGUCACGUGGCGUCAUGGAGAUCAGUUUCCAGAUGAAAUCGAGAAACUGUGGAGCACAAUUGCUAGCAAAGCCAGGAACAUCAGUCCAGUUUUGGAUUUCUUGAUCACAAAAGGGAUUGAAGAUUGUGACUCCAAUGCAUCUGCAGAAAUAAGUGGUGCGUUCGCCACAUAUUUCUCAGUCGCAAAGAGGGUGAGCUUAUAUUUAGCCCGGAUAUGCCCACAGCGUACGAUCGAUCACUUGGUUUACCAACUUGCUCAGCGAAUGUCAGAAGACAGCCUCGAACAAGUCAGUCCGGGUGUGACAACUAAGGGUGAUCCAAGUGGAAGCUUCGUCUUGGAAUUCUCUCAAGGCCCUGCAGCUGUCCAAAUUGGUGCUGUUGUCGAUACCCAGCCGCACAUGUCACCUUUGCUCGUCCGGGGUUCCCUCGAUGGGCCCCUCAGAAACAGCAGUGGAAGUCUGAGCUGGCGGACAUCUGGUGUAACCGGGCGUAGCGUCUCAGGUCCCCUCAGUCCAAUGCCUCCAGAACUAAAUGUCGUCCCAGUGACAGCUGGCCGAUCAGGACAGCUUCUUCCAGCACUAGUGAACAUGUCAGGUCCAUUGAUGGGAGUUAGAAGCUCUACAGGAAGUUUGCGUAGUCGGCAUGUAUCUCGAGACAGUGGAGAUUACCUCAUUGACACUCCAAACUCCGGUGAAGACGGCUUGCAUCCUUUUGCCAUCGGCAUGCAUGGCGUCAAUGCCAAAGAGCUUCAGUCAGCACUACAAGGCCAUCAACAGCAUUCCCUUACUCAUGCAGAUAUAGCACUGAUUCUCCUCGCUGAAAUUGCUUACGAGAACGACGAAGAUUUCCGCGAGCACUUGCCUCUGCUGUUCCAUGUCACGUUUGUCUCCAUGGACAGUUCGGAAGACAUCGUGCUGGAACACUGCCAGCACUUGCUUGUCAAUUUGCUCUACUCGCUCGCCGGCAGACAUCUGGAAUUGUAUGAAGUGGAAAAUAGCGAUGGAGAGAACAAACAGCAGGUGGUCAGUCUAAUCAAGUAUGUACAAUCGAAGCGAGGAAGCAUGAUGUGGGAGAAUGAGGACCCCACAGUUGUUCGACCAUCUCUCCCGAGUGCAGCACUUCUAUCGGCACUAGUACAGAGCAUGGUCGAUGCUAUCUUCUUCCAAGGAGAUCUCCGUGAGACUUGGGGUGCUGAAGCUCUCAAGUGGGCCAUGGAGUGCACAUCGAGACACUUGGCUUGCCGGUCCCACCAGAUCUAUCGUGCCCUCCGACCCAGCGUAACGAGUGACACGUGUGUCUCCCUCCUCAGAUGUCUUCACAGAUGUCUUGCUAACCCUGUUCCCCCGGUCUUAGGAUUCAUAAUGGAAAUCUUGCUUACUCUUCAAGUAAUGGUGGAGAAUAUGGAACCAGAGAAGGUCAUACUCUACCCUCAACUGUUCUGGGGCUGUGUUGCAAUGAUGCACACGGACUUCGUUCAUGUCUACUGCCAGGUCCUUGAGCUCUUCUCUCGAGUCAUCGACAGGUUAUCUUUCCGUGACCGGACUAACGAGAAUGUCCUCCUUUCCAGCAUGCCUCGUGACGAGCUGGACACCAGCGGAGGUGAUAUAAAUGGUGAUUUCCAACGAAUGGAAUCAUCAUCAUCAAUUGGGACCCUCCCAACAUUCGAAGGUGUGCAGCCUCUUGUCCUCAAAGGUCUGAUGUCAACGGUUAGCCAUGAUACCUCCAUCGAGGUCCUGUCGAGGAUUACAGUUCACUCCUGUGAUUCCAUAUUUGGGGAUGGAGAGACUCGGCUUCUCAUGCACAUCACUGGCUUGCUCCCAUGGCUCUGCUUGCAGCUCAACAAAGACACAACAAAAGCGUGCUCGGUAGCAAACAACAUUGCUGUGUGGUGUCGAGCCAAGUCACAGGACGAGCUGGGGACGGUGUUCGUGGCCUACGCCCGAGGAGAGAUUCGGAGCAUUGAGAAUCUCCUCGGCUGCGUGUCGCCAUUGUUAUGCGCAGAGUGGUUUCCGAAGCACUCAGCGUUGGCGUUCGGGCACUUGCUUCGGCUGCUGGAGAGAGGGCCAGUGGAGUUCCAGAGGGUCAUACUGCUCAUGCUCAAGGCUUUGCUGCAGCACACUCCAAUGGAUGCUUCGCAGAGCUCGCAUAUGUACGCGAUCGUGUCCCAGCUUGUUGAGAGCACCCUUUGCUGGGAGGCACUUAGCGUGUUGGAGGCUCUUCUACAGAGCUGCAGUAACUUACCUGGCGGUGCUGGGUCCCAUCUGCACGAAGCUGGUGCCGGAGAGAAUGGUGGUGAUUUUGGUUUGGCAGGGGUUCAGACUUCGUUCAAGGCUCGGAGUGGGCCACUGCAGUACGGUAUGGGUUCGGGAUUGUUUGCAGCGGCAGGAGUUUCGCCAUGGGGUAGUCAAGGCGGAGGUGGAGGUGUUGAGACGGGGAUUCCAGCGAGGGAGGUCGCUCUACAGAACACGCGGCUGAUACUUGGGAGGGUGCUGGAUAAUUGUGCGCUAGGGAGGAGACGGGACUACAAACGGCUGGUUCCAUUUGUAAACAACAUCGGCUCAUGAAGGAAAAAAUGAGCAGCAGGCUACUGUGCCAAGAGUAUAUGGUGUCUACUUUUAACCUUUAUUCAUUACUGUUGCGUGUAAAUGUAAUUAUAUUAGUUGGGGAAAGAAGGCGAGGCCGUGGAUUUGUUCUUGUACAUAGGCCUUCUGGGUGGAAAGCUGGGGGGAUGGAGAUGCAAUGCUGUGGCAAACGUCAGUGUACAUUGUCAUUGUCGACAGCAACUGAAAAUAUUAUUUGUACACGGUACUCGUUCUAAGUUUGUUUUGGUCUCUACUACUGUAAAGCUUCAUCCUCUUCCUAUUCGAUUUUGUUUUGCCCGUCAAACUGCAAGUAGAUUUCCCCGUCUUUCGAUUUCAUUGAAGUUGCUAAAACUCAUCACUGAGUUGCACUGUUUCCUUACAACUGGAUACUAGAUUCUUAUUUUCUCCGAAACGUUGAUGCUGUAGAGU